UCUUUUUUUUCUUCUUUUUUUAGCUAUAAGGAGUCAGCCCUAAAAUCAGAAGAAAAACACCCUAAAAACAGAAACUUCUUCCUCUUCUUCUUCUUCUUCUUCUUCUUCUUCUUCUUCUUUUUUAGCUCAUAAUACUAACUUCCGCCCGCCUGCUCCUCCGCCAGCCACUUGAAUAGACAUGGGUACUAAUGGCGGCGGCCGAACAAAUGGCGGUGGUGGUGGAGGUGGUGUUGACAAAGGUGUUGAUUUUGCUAAUUACUUCUGUACUUAUGGGUUUCUUUAUCACCAGAAAGAGAUGCUUUGUGAUAGAGUUAGAAUGGAUGCUUAUUACAACUCCAUUUUUGAGAACAAAGAACAUUUCAUUGGAAAGACUGUGAUGGAUGUAGGAACAGGAAGUGGAAUCCUUGCGAUUUGGUCGGCGCAAGCUGGUGCGAAGAAAGUUUAUGCAGUUGAAGCGACUAAAAUGUCUGAACAUGCUCGUGAACUUGUUAAAGCUAAUAAUCUUCAAGAUGUAGUGGAGGUUAUUGAGGGUACUGUUGAAGAUAUUACUUUACCUGAGAAAGUUGAUGUUAUUAUCUCUGAGUGGAUGGGAUAUUUUCUUUUGCGCGAGUCUAUGUUCGAUUCAGUGAUAGUUGCGCGCGACCGCUGGUUGAAGCCGACUGGAAUGAUGUACCCAAGCCAUGCCCGAAUGUGGGUGGCGCCUAUCAGAUCUGGGUUGGGAGAUCAGAAAAUGAGCGAUUUUGAAGCCUGUAUGGGUGAUUGGUCCAAUUUUCUGAAGGAAACUAAAACAUACUAUGGUGUUGAUAUGAGUGUUUUGACAAACUCUUUUGGGGCGGAGCAGAAGAAAUACUACUUGCAGACAUCAAUAUGGAAUAACCUUCAUCCUCAUCAAGUCAUUGGAAAACCUUGUAUCAUCAAAGAGAUGGACUGUUUGACGGCAACAGUAAGUGAGAUUCGCAGUGUACAAGCAAGCUUUUCGUCGUUGAUCACCGAAGACAGGACAAGGCUGUGUGGGUUUGCCGGAUGGUUUGAUGUUCAUUUCCGGGGAAACAAGGAGAAUCCAGCUAAAACCAAGGUGGAGUUGACAACUGCUCCUAGCAUGGAAAACGGGACGCAUUGGGGCCAACAGGUGUUCCUCCUGCACCCCUCUGUACAUGUUAGAGAAGGGGAUGAGUUGAAUGUCUCUUUCUCAAUGGACCGUUCCAAAGAAAACCAUCGGUUGAUGGAGGUUGAGCUUGGUUGUGAGAUGCGAGAGGCAUCUGGGAAGCAGCAUCCCUCAUUUUCUAAAAGAUUUUAUAUAGAAUGAGAGCUAAACCUAUCAAAACUUACACUAGUUACCUACUUAAAACUUAUAUAGAUGUUCAAUCUCAAAACUUACACUACUUUGUGGCAUGAAAUGGUGACCAUCUACCAUCUGAUUGAUGUAACAUUUAUUAGUAUAUCAAUAGUUACCUAAUUAAUAUAAUGUUUAGCUAUUAGUUUCAAAUUG
This is a messenger RNA of Papaver somniferum (opium poppy), 1489 nucleotides long. RefSeq names its product protein arginine N-methyltransferase PRMT10-like. The transcript has 7 exons. Gene Ontology annotation, biological process: peptidyl-arginine methylation. Gene Ontology annotation, molecular function: protein-arginine N-methyltransferase activity. The record is from RefSeq and is a predicted model, not a curated record. Gene Ontology annotation, cellular component: nucleus. The coding region runs from base 179 to 1306 and encodes 375 amino acids. NCBI's taxonomy places the organism in Eukaryota, Viridiplantae, Streptophyta, Magnoliopsida, Ranunculales, Papaveraceae.